Biomphalaria glabrata is the source of this 2786-nucleotide messenger RNA. RefSeq names its product UV-stimulated scaffold protein A-like. NCBI's taxonomy places the organism in Eukaryota, Metazoa, Mollusca, Gastropoda, Planorbidae. The record is from RefSeq and is a predicted model, not a curated record. Gene Ontology annotation, biological process: transcription-coupled nucleotide-excision repair; response to UV. The transcript is spliced from 15 exons. Gene Ontology annotation, molecular function: RNA polymerase II complex binding. Gene Ontology annotation, cellular component: chromosome. Bases 166 to 2430 code for a protein of 754 amino acids.
GUUUAGUAAACAGUAAACAUUGAUGAUGGACUGAUGAAGCGAUUGAUGCUGAAUUUGCAUUUCUAGCAAGACUAGAUCUAGAUGAUCGAAGAAUUUCGGAUCUAAUCUUAGUAUAAGAUCGUUUUUACAUUACUGUCAUUACCCAUGAAGUGGUAAUAUGAACAGAUGGAUAAGCUUAAUAUUGAGGAAGAACUGAAAAAAUCAGUCUCUACCCUUAAUCCUGACAUCACUAAACAGAUGAAGAAAUGUUUCCAUGAAUUGACUAACACAGGCAACCCAUCACUUCCUGAAGCGGAGACUAAAAAAUUUAAACGAUUAUGCAGAGAAUCUGACGACUAUGUACGCUAUGCAUUCUACUUGAUCAUGAAACAGCUGACUAAGAAUCACUCGGAGAUAAGGUUAUCCGCCUUCCAAUUGGCAGAUGAAUUAUUCAAUAGAUCUCAUGCUUUCAGAGAGAUUCUAGUUCUCCAUCUGCAACAGUUUCUGGCAUUAACUACUGCUCUUGAGGUGAACAAACCUUUACCGCCACCUUCUGCGGCUGCCAAUAAAUUGAAGUCAGAAACACUGCUUGCCAUUCAGCGCUGGUAUGAGAAGUAUGGUAAAGGCUACAGAAAGUUGGUGCAUGGCUACGAUUAUUUAAAGAACUGUAAAUUUGUGGAUUUCACAAACUUACAAGCUCAGAAUCAGGCAGAAAGACUUCGACUUGAAAAAGAAGAAAAACAAAAACAGAAAGCAAUGGCGGAUAAAGUGACGAAAAUUCUCAAAGAAAUAUCAGAAACACAGCAAGAAAUUGUGAACUGUGCAACUGAAACAGAAAACUGUCUAAAGCUUCUACUUCCAACAACAUCUGAAGAAACCCUGAUGGACUUUUCUUCACAUGAAGCAAACAACGCUUCAUUAGACAGUAGGGAACCUUCCCAAAGUUGUUCUGUAUCAAACCAAAGUCAUAACAAGUCGCAUUGCUCUAAUCUUGACAGAGACAAAUCAAAAUGUUUGAGUGCCAAAGUUGGACAGAGUUCCCUCUCAGGCAAGUUACUGAAUAAUGUUGAAUCCAUGGAUGACACAUCUUUAAGCAGUGAUAAUGACUGUGAAGAUGAAGAGAGUGACCUUGUGGCUCAUGGAUUCAAUAGCACAAAGUUCACACUAUCCAUUGAAGUUCCUGAUAAAGUCAGUGUUCAAGAGACUACGGACAACACAGACAUAAUGCAGUCUUUAAAAGACUCCAGUAAACUGAUUGACAAUACUUACCUGCCUAAAGUAAUCAGAUGGCUGGAGAUACUAAGUAAGAACGGAGGUAAAGAAAAUGAUAUCAAAUCAGCCAUUGAUCUUAAAAUUCAUUUGGAAACUAUCAAGUCUAAAUGUGUGGACCUUAAGCUUGUCUCCAUGGAAACAAAUAAAACCAAGCUUGAUGACUCAGAUGACGAUUUUGAAGAAGUUCCUGAGAAAGAAGGUUUCGAGCCACACAUCCCUCCUCACUUAAGAGCAGAAUAUGGUUUAACUGACAAUGUUACAACUCAAGCAAAACCUCAGCUUGUUACUGUUUCAAGUGAAUCAUCCAGUAAAACAUCAACUGGCUGGAACCUUAAAGAAAGAUUGACUUCACAAGUAGCUGCUGAUCCAACAACCAUGGCAAAUGCAUUAGCAAAAGUUGAGUCGCAAAGCUUAAUGUCAACUUCACCCAAGAUGUUCAGACAGAACAGCCAGGAAACAGCAUCCAAUAUUCCAUUUGUUGAAUUUGGUGCCGAUUUAGCAUGCUGGGAAAAUCCUGAUCAGAUAGAAGUUCCAUCAGUCAUUAAAUAUGAUUCGUUGCAUAGAUUCUGGACUCCAAAAGAAACUGAAACAGAAAAGCCAUCACAGCAUGAGUUGUCCGCUCUCAAAAAUCGAGUCUUCAGUUUUCCUGGAAAAUUUGAACCAGUUAAAUGGAAGUGUCGAGCUCCAAUGCCCAAUGGAAAAGUGUGUGAAAGAAUGGACAGAAUAAAGUGUCCAUUUCAUGGAACAAUCAUUGCAAGAGAUGAGACUGGGAAACCUUCUAAUGUAACAGACAGCUCAGAGGCUCACCAAAAAGAAGUGACUACCCUUGUUGAACAAGAGGAGCCUUCAACGAGUUGCUGUAACGAAAGUCAUGAGUUACCACCUUGGCAAGAUCCAGAAUUGCAGAGAGAAAUAGAACAUGCCACUGGCCAUGACCUUGGCUCUGCUCGUUCUCAGAAGUUGUUAGAUAAGGCAACUAAAGGCAAGGGCAAAGGGAAGAAAUCUAAGAAGUCUAAUCUGACCAACAUUAAAGCCAUUCAGAAUACAACCCACAAGCGUCUGAGUACUAAAGUAUUUAACAAGAGAUCCCUGAAGAAAGUUUGUGCUACAUUAGACAACUGUGACUACAAGAGAAUUAGAGACAAAUUUGGGAAUCAGUUCCACUAUAGUUUAAAAUAAAUGUUUCAACUAAAAGAAAAGCAUUUGUAUUUCUUGUAUAGAAAGUUCAAUUUACAUUUUUAUAUAUUAAGUUUGAUAGUUAAUAGUUUUAGUGUAAAUCUAUUCAAGCCAUGCUUUUCCUCAUUAGAGCCCAUUCUAAAAGUUGUUUUUUUUUUUUUGUUGUUUUUUUUCAGAAAUAAAUUAAAUUUAUUGAUUAUUUUUAUAUACCAUACAGUAAGAUAUAAAGAGAAAGAUAGUGUAACUACAUUCAAUAUUGUAAAUAAAAUCAAUUGAAGAUACACAUUUUCUCUUUAAGUAAUAAUUUUUUUUUUACUUGGAGAACAUUGAAUUACACACCAUAAAGGUAACAUAGGUUU